CGGGACGAGGCAGCCGGCCCCCGGCGGGUGGAGCGAGGCGGGCGGCAGGGCAGAGGGUGCCCGGCGCGGGGCGCUCGGCGGUGCUGGGGGGCCGUCCCCGAGCAGCAGGGCAGGAGCACGGCUGUGGGGCUGGCACGGGGCUGGGAUUUCCGCCCGCGGGAGCGGUGGUUCCGCGCCUCCCGCCCGCCUUCCUCUUUUAUAUUUUUCCUCCUCCUCCUCUGCCGCCGCGCCACUUCCAGGGGAGGUUGGUGUCAUGUGGCUGGCGCCGAGGGAGGGCUGCCCGGGGCCGCAGCGGCAGUGAGAGGCGGUGAGAGCAGCCCAAGCGAGCGGAGCCGAGUAUCCUGCGAUGACAGCCAUGAAGGAGCAGCCGGCGCACCCGGGCGGCAGGGGGAACCCGCCGCCGCCGUCGCAGCCCGACCAGGAACUUGGAAGUAACAGCCCUCCGCAGAGGAACUGGAAGGGAAUUGCUAUUGCGCUGCUGGUGAUUCUAGUUGUUUGUUCACUCAUCACUAUGUCUGUCAUUCUUUUAACACCAGAUGAGUUUGCAAAUUCUUCUGAAACCAGAUUGUCUUUGGAAGAUCUCUUCAGAAAGGAGUUCAUAGUUCAUAAUCCAGAAGCCAAAUGGAUUAAUGAUACAGCAGUGGUGUAUAAAGAUAGGAAUGGGCAUGUUAUUGAACUGAAUGUAGAAACAAAUACCACUACAUUAUUACUGGAGAACACAACUUUUGUAACUUUCAAAGCAUCGAGAUACUCAGUUUCACCAGACUUAAGAUUUGUUCUUCUUGCAUACGAUGUAAAACAGGUUUUUCAUUAUUCUUAUACAGCUUCAUACGUGAUUUACAACAUUCACACACGGGAAGUUUGGGAGUUAAACCCUCCAGAAGUAGAGGAUUCAGUAUUACAGUAUGCGGCAUGGGGUGUCCAAGGGCAGCAACUGAUUUAUAUUUUUGAAAAUAACAUCUACUACCAGCCUGAUGUAAAGAGCAGCUCAUUGCGUCUGACAUCUUCGGGAAAAGAAGGAAUUAUUUUUAAUGGAAUUGCAGACUGGUUAUAUGAAGAGGAACUUCUCCAUUCUCAUAUUGCCCACUGGUGGUCUCCAGACGGUGAAAGAUUGGCAUUCCUGACCAUAAAUGACUCCCUGGUUCCUAGCAUGGUUAUUCCCCGAUUUACUGGAGGCCUAUAUCCAAAAGCAAAGCAGUAUCCAUACCCUAAGGCAGGUCAAACAAACCCAACAGUAAAGCUGUUUGUAGUUAAUCUGUAUGGACCAGCGCAUACACUGGAACUGAUGCCACCUGACAGCUUUAAAUCAAGGGAAUACUACGUCACCAUGGUGAACUGGGUAAGCAACACCAAGGCUGUGGUGAGAUGGUUAAAUAGACCCCAGAAUAUCUCCAUCCUUACAGUCUGUGAAACAACGACUGGCGCUUGCAGCAGGAAAUAUGAAAUGCAGUCAGAACUUUGGGUUCCUAAACAGAAUGAAGAACCUGUUUUCUCCAGGGAUGGCACUAAGUUCUUCAUGACUGUCCCUGUGAAACAAGGAGGCCGGGGUGAAUUUCACCACAUAGCCAUGUUUAUUGUUCAGGCUAAAAGUGAGCAGAUCACUGUGAGACACCUGACAUCGGGAAACUGGGAAGUUAUCAGAAUACUGGCAUAUGAUGAAAAUACUCAAAACAUUUAUUUCUUAAGCACUGAAGAGUCCCCAAGAGGAAGACAGCUGCAUAGUGUGUCAACAGUGGGAUCAUUGAAUCGACAGUGCCUCUCAUGUAACUUCUUGAAAGACCAGUGCACAUACUUCAGUGCAAAAUUUAGCCCCAGGAACAGGCAUUUUUUACUGCACUGUGAAGGGCCAGGUGUUCCAGUUGUUAGCGUGCACAGUACCAGUGACACUGGAAAGUUUUAUAUUUUGGAAAACAAUGCUGUGUUGAAGGAAGCUGUUUUUAAGAAAAAGAAUUCCAGGACUGAAAUUAAAAUGCUUCACAUUGAGGAUUACGAACUCCCUUUACAGUUGUCACUACCAAAAGAUUUCACGGAUCGGAACCAGUAUGCCCUUCUGCUAAUGAUUGAUGAAGCUCCAGGCAGCCAGUUGGUUACAGAUAAAUUUCGCAUUGACUGGGACUCAGUGCUUGUCAACUCUGAUAAUGUCAUCAUAGCUCGAUUUGAUGGCAGAGGGAGUGGAUUUCAAGGCCUCAAGAUCCUACAGGAGGUGCACCGAUGCUUAGGAUCAGUGGAAGUGAAGGACCAAAUAGCAGCUGUAGAAUCAUUAUUGAAACAGCCCUUCAUUGAUCCUAAGAGACUGAGUAUAUUUGGAAAGGGAUACGGUGGCUACAUUGCAUCAAUGAUUCUGAAAUCUAGUGAGCGGCUUUUCAAAUGUGGAGCUGUGGUGGCACCAAUUACAGACAUGAAGCUAUACGCAUCAGCUUUUUCAGAAAGAUACCUUGGUAUUCCAUCAAAAGAGGAAAAUGCCUAUCAGGCAUCCAGUGUAUUACACAAUCUUCAUGGUUUAAAAGAAGCAAAUAUGCUAAUAGUUCAUGGGACAGCAGACACUAAAGUCCACUUCCAGCAUUCAGCAGAACUAAUUAAGCAUCUAAUAAAAGCUGGAGUUAAUUACACUAUGCAGAUCUACCCAGAUGAAGGUCAUAACAUUGCUUCUGAGAAAAGCAAAUAUCACCUUUACAGCACAAUCCUUGGGUUUUUUAGUGCUUGUUUAAAGGAGGAGACACUGAUUUUACCACAGGAACCUGAAGAGGAUGAAUAAGGAAGCCUAUUUGUGUAGUACUGAAGGGGACUUACUUUGCGGCUCAAUAAAACCUUAAAGUGACUGUGAGAUUGCAGAUUCUGCAGAAGCUCAAGGGCAGCUAAAGGAUAUCACAGUGGAACAGCACACUUACAGACAAUGAGCUAAUAAACUGGAAUUCGACUACAAAGUCCAGACACAUUACCAAGGGACAAAACCUUUACCUUUAUGGAAGGUCAACAGUUGGUUACAGUUUCCUGGAAGAACAUAGUUUUGCAUAAGUGUAGGGUUAGUGCAUGUUUGUUAUGUUAAGCCUCACUGUUGGUUCUGUAAGUGGUUGCUUGUUUUUCAUUUAAAUGCACAUCUUUAUUCAUCUUUGUAUAAUGCACAACCUAUCGUAAGUAUUGUGGCCACUAAUAUUUUAAAAGGUAAGCUGCAAUCUAACACUUCACUGUAAUGUUACAAUAAGUGCAAUUCUUCUGCUGUCUAUUACCCAUAAGAAACCACAAAGAUAAUAAAGGGCACGAUAUUUUCUCUAGUUUCUGCUCCAAGGGGAUAUACUGUCUAUUGCAUCAUGUACACUGAUAUUGAAAAUGAUUUUUUUUUUUUCGAUUUUGACAUUUACUAUUAUUACUAUACCCACUAGUAACCACUGAGGAAUUAUUUGGUAGUGUAUCCUUGGUCUUUAUGUAUAUACUCAAGACUCCCUAAGCAGAAAAUGUUUCCGAGCUUGAAGAAUUUUUUUGAGACACAGUUAACAGCUGUAUUUAGAACAACAUCUGCAAUUGAAAUCCUUCCCCAGUCCAAAAUGUAUCCAUUGUUUCGUCGAAGUAUACUUGAGUUGUGUUUCGGUAUUGUUUAUAGUAGUUACUAGUUUUGCUGGUUACAUUCUAAUUUUAGAAUAUGCUACUCUGUCACCUGUAAAUUAGAUACAUAAAUAUUAUAGUUUCAGAUAAAGAAAAUUUAUUUACAAUGUAUAAUGCCAUUGAGUAAUAAUUUACUCUUCAAAUGAAAAAUUAUUUUGUAUAGUGCAUGUUCCUUUCUUCCAUCUGGUCUCAGAUUUAGAUCUGAAGUUCCUCGAGGUGGCCACGUAGCUAGAAUACUCCAUACAUUCUUAUUGCAGGGCUACGUCUCUUGCAUCCGGAUUUAGAUUCUGCAGCAUCUCAAAGAAAUGAAAUGUUUUUCAUUCAAGGCAAAGGAAGAUCUGACAAGGGAAGUUGUAUUUGUUCAGAAGGUGAGCCCCCCCAUACAUUCAUUUAUUUGCCAAGGUGAGUUCCAGCAGUAGAAAAUGGAUCUAUGAAAUAGGCAGGACAGCCAGUUUGGAUUUGCAAAACAUUACUUCCAAUCACUGAAAUCAAGUGCAGUGUUAUCUUAAUUUGAGGUAUCUUUGGGAAAGUGUGUGAAAACUCCUGACAGAUGCUGUGCAGCGUAACUGAGAAUAGCUAAAAUUUCUUUUCUUUCUGGAUAUGCUCCAGGUGCUUUUCUACCCAAUUAAGGUUUAAUUUUUUAUGAAAUUAGAAAGCAAAUAACUUCUGGAAAGUAACUUAUAGAAUUUAAGUUGCAAAGUUCUGCAUAUUUUAUGAAAAAAUAGGGAUUAUUUUUAACAUAAUCAAAAAUCACCUGAAGCUUUCUACUUGUUUUUUUUUUUUUCUUUUUUUUUCUUCUUUUUUUUUUUUUUUUUCAUUCUGGAGUAUUUUCUUCAACUUAGCAUUUUUUAUGACGUAAAUGAUUAAUUUGAGUGAAAGGUAUGGUUUUAUGGUGCCCUGAAAAGUCUCUGUCUUUUAAUGCUUAGUAUUUAUCUUGCUUUAUUAGUUACGUUUAUCUGUUUGUAAUAUGCAAGGACAACUCGUCUGGAGCCUGGUGUCACCGCAUAGAGUGGCUUUGCUUUGUACACAUGUCAAGUAUUAUGAUAAGGCCAUAAAAAAAAAGAAGAAGACUUUUUUAAGAUGAAGUUUUGCAAGUCUUGUUUUUUACUAGGUGAGCAACUUUUUAACAUCUUGUAUUGACUGAGACUUCUAGAUUGUGAUUUUCUGAAUUACACACUGUACGUUAUAAAUCCACUUGACAAUACCGAUGAUUUUCGUAACCAAGCACUGUAGAGGAGGUCUUAAUCCAGUGGAACACCAUGGGAUGUUUUUCCCAAUUGCAGCUAAAUGUACACAAAGGAGCACAGCUGAUGUGCACGUGUUGAGCAUGCCACAUGCCCAGUCAAACUAACGCACAUUGGCUGCUGCCCUGAGACACCCAGCGUGUGUUCAGAUUUACUGCAUUUCAUGCCUAUCACCUUUAGUUGUCUUGCAAAAGCAAACAAACAAGGUUUGUAUCUCAGCAAUAAGGUUAUGUAUGUGCUCAGGAAGCAUUUUAUCUUGGACCUGUGCCUUUGGCAGUAUGUUCCUUACCUCUGAGCACACAUUCUGUCUUCAUUUUCCCCCCACACACCUUUCUGUUUCAGGCCACCAUUCCCUGUUCUUACUGUACCAUCAUCUCAUCUCCCAUUUUAAUCAAUUGAGUUUAAUAUGAAGAUGGCAUGAAGACUUGACUUCUGUAGGAAUGCUUUUGCCAGGAUUACUAGUGUGCUUAAACUGUGUGUGUUAUCUGAAAUGUGGGUUAUUUGUAUGGAAGUGUAAUCUGCUUUUUAAUUUGUUGUCCUGCAAAUACUGAUAUUUUUAUAUAAAGAUAUGUAUACAAAGGCAAGCAUCAGAACUAUAUUGUUUUUUUGUGAGACUUUUUAGUGUGAGUUAAAUGCAGAUACUGCAAAAAGAUUUGCAGAUGCAGCCUCUGAUUCGAACUAAAGGAUUUGAUGCAAGAGGAGGUGCAGAGCUAUUAUUACUCUUGCUAACUAGUUCAGGUAUUUCAUUCAGUUCCAGCACAAUUAUGGUUAUCUGGCAGAUUCUACAUACGUAGCAAGUGGCAGUCGCUCGUUAAUUAGUCUGUUAUCAAUAGUAUUGAUUGGGACAUACAGCACAGAAAUACCAUGUAAAGCGUAGAUUUUUCUGUACCUUCACCCAUUGUUAAGCACUGUAAUACUGUUUUAGGACUGAAAAGGUACUCUUUGAUUCAGCUGUCCUUACUCUGUGACAUUUACUAGACUAGACCUAGUAAUUUAUGGAAACCUAGAGAAUCAGCACAUCUCUUUAUUGCUUGCUAGAGCUUAUCUGACAUCCUUGACUUUUGUGUUCUUUUUCUGCUGUUAGGACUUGCAAAAUCUAUUAAAACUGUAGUCAUAUUGAAGCUUCAGUUAUAUUGCAAAAUCGGUUGUACUGUACAUUAGUUGGAAUAUAUUUCCCCAGGUUAUUGAGUACAAAAAAAAAAAAAAAAAAAAAAAAAAAAAAAAAAAAAAAGGCUGGUUACUUUUACUUCUAAAUUCAGUGUUUUAAUCUUUUAGCAGAGGUAUUUAUGAGUUAGUUUGAUGAAUAUUUACUGUGGUUUCCUGUAACCAACUGCUUGUUAUUCCUGUGCUUCUGACAUAUGUAGAUCCACCUGUGUCUGAAAAUGAAGGUGAUAACCUCUGUUCUCUCAGUUCUGGCACUUAUUUCAAGUGUGGAGUCAGAUUUAUUUAGUUGAGAAAUUGUGCUUUUCAAGACAGAAGAGCUAGUAUUUGAUCUGAAGCCAAAGAUUCUCCAUGGAAAUUCUGGAAUUUUGAGUGUUGGCUCC
Messenger RNA from Lagopus muta (rock ptarmigan), 6388 nucleotides. It is a transcript of the gene DPP10, whose product is annotated as dipeptidyl peptidase like 10. The transcript has 26 exons. The coding region runs from base 347 to 2755 and encodes 802 amino acids. Lineage: Eukaryota; Metazoa; Chordata; Aves; Galliformes; Phasianidae. Gene Ontology annotation, biological process: proteolysis. Gene Ontology annotation, molecular function: serine-type peptidase activity; dipeptidyl-peptidase activity. The record is from RefSeq and is a predicted model, not a curated record.